Molecule: messenger RNA, 535 nt
Organism: Juglans regia (Persian walnut)
Lineage: Eukaryota; Viridiplantae; Streptophyta; Magnoliopsida; Fagales; Juglandaceae
Exons: 3
Coding region: 157-483 (108 amino acids)
Source: RefSeq, a predicted model, not a curated record
CACCACCAAAACAGAGCAAGUUUUGUGCUCUCAGCCCCAAUAUUUCCCCGCACGACCAAAACAGAGCAAGGUGCCCUCAUGCACCUUUACCGGAAGCAGAAGACGCUGGCAAGCAAGACUCCAUAGUCGAACUACAGCCCCGACCACUCGGUCGUCAUGCUCUUCUUCUCCAUGGACGUGCAACAUGAAGUGUACAACACCCACGUCUCACGGUUUCAUCCCACCAAAGCCAUCACACCGGGGAUAAAGCCGCCCCAAGCCACCGUCGGACUCCACCCGAUGGACUUCCAACACCACUAUCCGAACCCCCACGUUGCAUGUGCUCCAUCACCACGCCACGGAGGGAUCGAUUACUGGCCGCUGUUGAUCUUAGCCGAGCUUGGAAGCCCAUAUAAACUCAACCUCCGUCACAAUGGUUAUUCCAUAUUAUUUAUAAAAGCGCCACUAAGCCAUCUACGUUCAAGUGUUAAUUUGAAGCAAUGAAGCCGAUACGGUACAUGUAAUGUUGAAAAUUUAUUUUUAAGUAUAAUUACAU